Messenger RNA from Eriocheir sinensis (Chinese mitten crab), 4707 nucleotides. Its product is annotated as transcription factor RFX4-like. The record is from RefSeq and is a predicted model, not a curated record. Bases 1000 to 3567 code for a protein of 855 amino acids. The transcript has 16 exons. Lineage: Eukaryota; Metazoa; Arthropoda; Malacostraca; Decapoda; Varunidae. Gene Ontology annotation, biological process: regulation of transcription by RNA polymerase II. Gene Ontology annotation, molecular function: DNA-binding transcription factor activity, RNA polymerase II-specific; RNA polymerase II cis-regulatory region sequence-specific DNA binding.
GACAACGUAGGGUGGCUGUGACCUCACUGGUGCUGCUCUGACCAUACUGGCACCGGUGUGAUCCUACUGGUGGCGAUGCUGCGACGGACGGCGGGGUUGUGAUCCUGUAUAGCGGUGUUGGAUACUUUGUGUGAUCCUGUUAAUGGUGUUCUGAUCCUAUGAGUUGUGUUGUCAUCUUAGUAAUGGUGUUGAAAGCUUUGGGAUUCUACAGACGCCGGAGUUGUGAUCCUAUACAGGUGGUGUUGAAAGCAUAAUGAUCCUAUUUGUGGUGCUGUGAUUCUACGAGUGGGUCAGGAAGCUUUUUGAAUCCUACUUGUGGAGGUGCUGGCGUGACUAGUGGUAUUGUGAUCCUAUACAAGUGGUUUUGAAUGCUCUGUGAUAUUGAUAGUGCCCAUUGUGUUGAGACCGCUGAUGGUGUUGUGAUCCUACUAGUGGCAUUGAAAACUCACUGAUGUCUACUAGUGGUGUUGGAUGCUUUGUGGACCUACUCGUGGCGAUGCUAUGAUGUUUUGAGACCUUACUAGUGUGGCGCUGUGGCUGUUAACGGUGAUGUGCCCUUACAAGUGAUGAUACUGUGACUUCUAAUGGUGUUGUCAGUCUACUUUUGGUGUUGUGAAGAUAAUGGAUCAGCCGUAACUCAGCUGGUGGUGAUGGUGAUGCUGUGACAGACUGUGGAGAUGCUGUCUGUAUACGUGUUGAGCUUUGGUUCGAAACAAUUCACUCACCUCACGUCGCUGCUUUUUUUUUACACGAGCAUAAGGAAGGAGGUUGAGAUUCGGUUUUCCUGGAGGUGUGAUGGUUAGCAAAAGACAUAUAUGGAAACAGAAUAGCAGUUGGUUAAGUAGAAAACGAAGUCUGAGUUGGUGUUUAUACGGGUCGAGCUUUGGUUCGGAACAGUGACACCCACUCUUCGACGCUGCUGGUGGUGGUGGGCGGUGUUGAACCUCUCCCCCUCGGCCCUUCCUACGCCCUCCUGUUGUCUGGCUGACGUCGCGUGUGAUGAAAAUCUACCAAGACAUCUGGCCUCGGGGAGCCGCGGUGGCCGGGCCGAGCAUGGCGUCCGCCGAGACUGGUGGCCUGCACGCGUACACACAGCUGAAGCAGAUGACGAGUGAUGUGGGACGCGAGACUUCUUCGGCCGCGGCGGAGAGGGAGGACAGGGGCACCGCGGAAGCCAUCGGGGCCGCGGCGGACGAGGCACGAGUCGCAGGAGGAGGAGGCGGAGGAGGAGAAGAAGAACGAAGAAUAAAAGGCAGCAACAGACAAGACUCAAAGGAGAACGAGAGAAGACUAAUCGCGGGAGGAAGUGAAGGAGGUGGAAGAGGAGGAGGAGGAGGAGGAGGAGGAGGAGGAGGACCAGCAGGAGGAGGAGGAGGAGGAGGAAGGUCAGGAGGCAGGAGAGGCGUCAGCGGGAAUGGCCACGGCGGGAUAAGGAACCUGCGGCCUCACUCCACGCCGGCGACGCUGCUGUGGCUGGAGGAGAACUAUGAGAUGGCGGAGGGCGUCUGCAUCCCGCGCAACACACUCUACCUCCAUUACGUUGACUUCUGCGACAAGAAAUCCCUGCAGCCCGUCAACGCCGCGAGUUUUGGCAAGAUCAUCCGCCAGCAGUUCCCGGGGCUGACCACGCGGCGUCUGGGCACGAGGGGUCAAAGCCGUUAUCACUACUACGGCAUCGCUAUCCGGGAGGGCUCCAUAUACUACGAGGUUCACUACAGCAGGAAGGGCAACACCAGUAAUGACAUCAAGAAGGAGACGGAUAAGCAGGUGGCGCUGUUCCCGGGCCGAGGCAAGCUGUCCACGGUCCUGCCCGAGUUCCCAUCGCUCAAAGACGUCCUGCUGCCUCCCCACGUCGCCCCGGAUAAGGUCGCCACGUUCGUCAUGAUGUACAGGACGCACUGCCAACGCAUCCUCGACACGGUCAUCCGCGCCAGCUUCGACGAGAUCCAGAGCUUCUUGGUGCACUUCUGGCAGGGUAUGCCGCCUCACCUGGUCACCAUCCUCGGCACCAACGUCCUCGUCAACCUGGUGGGCGUGUGUGACUCCAUCCUCUACCGCGCCGUCUGCAGCGUCCUCAUGCCCUCCGUGCUGCAGGCCAUCCCAGACAGCCUCACCCAAGUCAUCCGCAAGUUCACUCACGACCUGGACUCCUGGCUGAGGAUCGCGUUGGAUGACCUGCCCGAAAACCUGCGCCAAGUGAAGAUAGACUUGGCCAGUCGGUUCUCGCGGAUGCUGCGGCGCCAGACCUCGCUCAACCACCUGUGCCAAGCCUCCCGCAUGGUGCUGCACUCCCCCGAGAUCACCCAACAGAUGCUCCAGGACUGGCGCCAGGUGGACCUCGAGGCCAUCUCCCACCAGACUCUCUACUCCAUGGACAAGCACUCCACCAACGGGGUCACGGUCGACCUCAUCAUGAAUUUGUACAACGAGUUUGAGCGGCUCCUGGAGGAGGGAGCGCCCCUGGAAGCGUACAGCGAGUGGCUGGAGGCCAUGGUGGAGCGCUGCGUGCUGCUCGGCGCCCGCAAGAGCAAGGCGCCCGUGCACAAGGUGGCCCACGCCUUCCUCCUCACCUGGUCCUGCUUCGGCACGCGCGUCAUCAGGGACAUGACGCUUCACUCUGCCCCGAGCUUCGGGUCGUUCCACCUGCUCCACCUGAUGUUCGACGACUACGUGCUGUACCUGGUGGAGUCCCUGCACGCCGAGGAGAAGGCGCGGGAGCUGCUCAACAACAUCUCCACCGACUCGCCGCCAGACUGCUCCGACCCUGGCUUUGGCGAUCCUGACAGCGAGGACAGCGUGCACGCCCUCUCCUUCCUUAUGGGCGGCGUAGGCGGCUCCUCGGGCGGGGGGCUGACGGGGCUCACCUCACCCAACACCCCCGGCGUCUCCCCCAACCCCCACCCCACCCACGACCUCCACCUCUCGCCCACCCCCACCACCGUCAUUGGUCUCGACGGCAGCUUGGUCGAGGAUGACGGCAGUCUGGACUACAUGUCAGGGCUUUCAAACUCGUCCAGCGGGGGACUCAACGCACAGGGCGCCCCGGCCACACCCAACACCACCUCCGCCGCCGCCUCCGUCGCUGCCACGUCCCUCGUCACCGGCGGCGGCGGAGGUGGUGGCGGGGCUGGCGGCGGGGGAGGAGGAGGGAGCGGGGGUUCAACAGCCGACUAUUAUGGUUACGACUACGACUCCCGCACCUACCGCCUUCCGUCCACGCUGGUCGGAAGGAACUACCUGUACCCGCCCACUUCCGUCCCGCUCAACCAGUACUACCAAGGCGGGGGUGUGGGUGGCGACAUCAGCGGGCCGGAGGACAGACUCGGAGGCGGCGGCGGCGGGGGUGGGGUGCUGCACGGCGGGGGCGGCGGCGCUGGUGGGGGAGGCAUCGCGGGCGGGGCGGCGGACCACCUGGGUUACAGCAGCCUAAGGGGCACUGACACCUACGUGGACUGCUCCGGCGUGUACUGUCCCGACCAGUCCCUCCUCUACCCCUCCAACUACUACCAGGGCUACGACGCCUCCUACUACAGCACCAGGUUCAAGACUAAGGACGUGGAGGGAUAAUAGUGGGCCGUUACUUUGUCGGGCACGCAGCCACCACGCAAGGGAGCAGUGAGGGGAGCAACAGUGGCGUUCCAGCCCAGCGCGGUGCUAAGUGCAGUGGUCAUGGCUCGCGUUAUCCCCGUGGUCCCGCUAAGCAGUUGUGGCGAUGCAAAGAUACCGAUGACAGUUGACGAAAGAAGUCAUUACUGGACAGGUGUAUCUAUGUGACGAAAUGCAUCAAACUAGUUUUACCUAACAGUGUGAAUAUGAGAAACUGUUGUGUUGACGGUGGCAGUCCCUCGAGGCCCCCAGAGGUGGGCCGUGCAGAGCAAGGCUGACGGCGCCGGUCUUGUGUGUUCUGUAGGCAAGAACGUGUACGUAAGUAUCUGCUGUUGAGAUAGAUAGCCAGUGAUGUCGAUGAAGCACACUAAUUAUAUAUAUAUUAUAUUACAUGUAACUAUUGAUAAGGACUACUUAAUAACCCAUAGAGAAUUGAUAUCUGUAUUUUCGAUGAGUUUCUUUUUAAACAUCAAAUCAAAGUUUACAACAGAGACUGAGCUAGUAAGAGUGCCCAGCAUGAGCCUUGUGGCGGGUCUGUGGCGGGCGUGCUACCUCGAACAGAAGUAAUGACAAGUGUUGUGGUCCCUGAAUUACAAGGCCGGGCGGAACCCCAGUCACUCCUGGCCACUGGUGAACCUGUUGAGUCUACUACAUGUGUGCAGUCGGGUGAACACACACACACACACACACACACACACACACACACACACACACACACACACACACACAUACAGAGGCCGGAGCACGUCGUAUGGACAAGCAAAAGUCUUCAGUAUCGCUCCAAAGAACAGUACACUUUAAUAUGUAUUUUAAUCUUCAACAAUUCCAGGCCCUGCGAUGUCCUAAACCCACGACGGUUGAAUGUAAUGUCACUGUGUGGAAAUAAAAGGUUCAUGCCAGCGAAAGAAUUGCUAGUCAGAUUUCUAGUCGAGAGAGAGAGAGAGAGAGAGAGAGAGAGAGAGAGAGAGAGAGAGAGAGAGAACAGGCACCCAGCAAAACGAUUACUGUACGCCACAAAAUGCAGAAGACACCCAUACAUUCGGAUUUGCUCUGAAAACCCAACCAAAAAUAGUACAUGUAAAAAAAUAGUGUAUCUAACAA